Messenger RNA from Dictyostelium purpureum, 1051 nucleotides. RefSeq lists its product as uncharacterized. The record is from RefSeq and is a predicted model, not a curated record. The transcript is spliced from 4 exons. Lineage: Eukaryota; Evosea; Eumycetozoa; Dictyosteliales; Dictyosteliaceae. Bases 46 to 1005 code for a protein of 319 amino acids.
GAUAGGAAAAAAUUCAUAUUAAUUAUUUAAUUUUUAGAAAAUAAUAUGGAAUUACUUAAAACAUUAAAAGCAUCAAGUCCAGUAUUUCCAAAUGACUCUUCGACAAUAAAAGCAGUCAAUAUGACUGAUCCAAUAGAAACUGGAUUAAAGCAAUUAAUUUCAAAUAAUAUAUUAUCUGCCCCAGUUUAUAAUCCAAUUGAAAAAAAGUAUUACUGUUUCUUUUCAAUGUUGGAUGUAAUUAACGAAAUCGUUCAAAACACAUCAGGAAAUGAACUUAAUAUGGGAGAUAUUUCAACAGUUUUAUCAGUAAUGCAAGAAAAGAAUUUACUAAAAAAAACAAUAAUUUCAGAUAUUGCCGAUAAUUCGAAAAGAGAUCCAUUUAUUGUUGUUGACAGUGAAUCUACCUUGGAUAAAGUAACUUGUUUAAUGGUUAAAAACAACAUAAGAAGAAUUGCUGUAUUAAACCAAAGAGGAGAACUUUGUAAUGUCAUUACAAAUUCCAGAAUUAUUGAAUGCAUUUCCCAUUUGUUUGAAAUGGAUAGAGAAUUAGAAAUUUUAGGUAAAAGAACAAUAAAAGAAAUGAAAAUUGGACAUAAAGAGGUAAUUUCAAUUGAACAAAAUAAAAGAGCACUGGAUGCAUUUAGAUUAAUAUCAGAGAUGGGUGUUAGUGGUAUCGCUGUUUUAAAUGAAAAAAGAGAAUUGGUUGGUUCUAUUAGUGAUGGUGAUCUAAGACUAAUUAAGUCAAAAUGCCAAUACCUUAGUUUAUUGAAUCUACCAAUUAAGGAAUAUUUAGAAGCACUUAAGAAAAUUACGGAUUAUAAAUCCACAUUUUUAACAUGCAGAUCCAAUGAUACUUUUAAAGAAAUUGUUCAAAGUAUAGGAGAAAAAAGAGCCCAUAGAGUUUUCAUUAUAAACACUCAUAAUCAACUUGAAGGUGUAUUGUCAUUACAAGAUAUCUUAGAACAAAUUGUUUUACCCCAAGAUCUUUUAAAAAAAAAAAAUUAAAAGAAAUUAUUAUUUAAAUAAAUCAUUUUAAAAUCAUUAUAUUUCU